Fraxinus pennsylvanica is the source of this 588-nucleotide messenger RNA. Lineage: Eukaryota; Viridiplantae; Streptophyta; Magnoliopsida; Lamiales; Oleaceae. The record is from the annotation of a GenBank genome assembly.
AUGGCAGUUAAAAUUUCUCACAUCUUCUCAUGCGUCUUUCUACUUUUACUACUCCUUUUUGUCUCUUGCCAUGCAAAGAAAACAGUAAGCCCAAGUAACAAAAAACCUCUCCCCUUUGAUUUCCUAAAACAUUUGGAGGGGUGCCACAAGGGCGAGAAAACGAAGGACAUUCACAAGCUGAAAAAGUACCUCGAGAAAUAUGGUUAUCUUGAUUAUCAUCAUUCAAGAAACAAAACCCAUGAAAAUGAUGAUGAAUUUGAUGAUAUAUUAGAGUCUGCUGUCAAACUCUACCAGUUCAAUUACCAUAUAAAUGCCACUGGAGUUCUGGAUUCUGAAACGGUGUCCAAUAUGAUGAAACCUCGAUGUGGGGUGGCCGACAUUGUCAACGGAACAAGCAUAAUGCGAGCAGGAGGACGAAAAGAUGGAGGUUCAGGCUCCCUCCAUACGGUGUCGCAAGAUGAAACCUCGAUGUGGGGUGGCCGACAGUGUCAACGGAACAAGCUGAAUGCGAGCAGGAGGAAGAAAAAAUGGAGGUUCAGGCUCCCUCCAUACGGUGUCGCAUUAUACUUUUUUACCAGGAAACCCUAG